AUGAAUAAAGCUGAAAACUUCACCAGCGAAAGUGGCAGUUAUCCCAGUUUUCUUGCAAACCUGGAUAAUACGAAAGCAGAGAGACAACUGAUUAACGCGGGAAAACGUGGAGGUGCUCGAACAUUUGGUCCACAUCGUUUCGACUUCGAUUCAUUUUUUUAUCCGACUGAUAAGCGCCAAGAGACCUUUUCACCAUAUUAUUUCUAUCAACAACCAAAGCGCGGAGGUGGUCGAGGCUUCUAUUCGGUUUGGAAUCCACCUACAAUAAGCGAAUCUCGAAAUUUGCCAUUUAUUCUAACAUCACCUAUAAUUAUCUAUAAAAGUGGGUUUCCUCUGAUAUGGGAUCGAAUGUCCUUUGAAGAUAAAAUAAUUGGGCCCACAGCACCAUUCGAAUUUCAUAGGCUUUUUGACAUACUGAAAGCCAUGAUGCUUAACCUGAAUCUUGCCAAUAAAUUCUUGACUAUUCUCUCCCCUACUCGCAUUACUUGA
Molecule: messenger RNA, 489 nt
Organism: Dracunculus medinensis (Guinea worm)
Lineage: Eukaryota; Metazoa; Nematoda; Chromadorea; Rhabditida; Dracunculidae
Source: the annotation of a GenBank genome assembly